This is a messenger RNA of Cokeromyces recurvatus, 3424 nucleotides long. Its product is annotated as Metalloenzyme, LuxS/M16 peptidase-like protein. NCBI's taxonomy places the organism in Eukaryota, Fungi, Mucoromycota, Mucoromycetes, Mucorales, Mucoraceae. Gene Ontology annotation, molecular function: metal ion binding; metalloendopeptidase activity. The transcript has 8 exons. Gene Ontology annotation, cellular component: mitochondrion; cytosol. Gene Ontology annotation, biological process: peptide catabolic process. The coding region runs from base 107 to 3373 and encodes 1088 amino acids. The record is from RefSeq and is a predicted model, not a curated record.
AAAAAAAAAAAAAUGAUAAAAAUAUUUAGUUCUUUUACCUUUCACCGUUUGUAAGAAUUCAUAUUUACACAACCAUAGUAAAAAGGCCAUUUUAACAUUUAGUCAAAUGAGAACAAAAUCAUCAUUUUCAGAUUGGGAGCUUGCUUCUAACGGUAAUUAUUGGACUUAUACUCGGAAAUUAGAGAAAUCGGACAACGAUGAUCGUGAUUAUCGUCUUAUAAAACUUGCAACCAAUGAUCUCGAAGUUUUGUUAGUUCAUGAUAAAGAUACAGAUAAAUCAAGUGCAGCCUUAGAUGUUCAUGUUGGACAUAUUAGUGAUCCAACUGAUUUGCAAGGCUUAGCUCAUUUUUGUGAGCAUCUUUUAUUUAUGGGCACAGAAAAAUACCCAAAAGAAAACGAUUAUAAUCAGUAUCUUUCAGAACAUUCUGGUUUUUCAAAUGCUUUUACUGGUGUAGAAGAUACAAAUUAUUACUUUGAAGUUGGUCAAGAGUAUCUUGAAGGCGCUUUGGAUCGUUUUGCUCAAUUUUUUAUCAGUCCUCUUUUUUCGGACAGUUGUACAGAAAGGGAAUUAAAGGCGGUUGAUUCAGAGCAUAAGAAGAAUAGACAGCAAGAUGGUUGGCGUAUGUUUCAAUUGGAAAAAUCACUUUGUAAUCCAAAUCACCCUUAUUGUCACUUUGGUACUGGAAAUCUUGAAACACUUUACGAAAACCCAAAGAAGAAUGGAAAAGAUAUUCGACAAGAGUUAUUAAAGUUUCAUGACUCUUAUUAUUCGGCCAAUAUCAUGAAAUUAUGUAUUCUUGGAAGAGAGUCUCUUGAUCAAUUGACUGAAUGGGCAGUUGAAAAGUUUAAAUAUGUUCGCAAUAAAAAUAUUGAACCACCUAGUUUUCCUGGUCACCCACUUACAGAAAAGGAACUUAUGAAACAAAUAUUUGUGAAGCCUGUUAAGGAUGUACGUUCUUUAGAAAUGACUUUCCCUUUCCCAGAUCAACGUCCUUUGUAUGCUGUUCAGCCUGGUAGAUACCUCUCUCAUUUAAUUGGUCAUGAAGGUCGUGGUUCAAUCUUGUCAUUACUUAAAAAGAAUGGAUGGGCAAAUUAUCUUCAAGUAGGCUCAAUCCAUGGAGGUAUUGGAUUUGAAUUUAUGCGUAUUAGUGUUGAUCUUACAGAAGAAGGAUUAGCUCAUUACCAGGAUGUCAUACUUACUAUCUUUAUGUAUAUUAAUUUAUUGAAGAAGGAAGGUAUUCAAUCUCGUAUUUUUGAAGAAGUUCAGUCACUUGCUUCACUUGCUUUUCGAUUUAAAGAAAAAUAUCCUCCAUCACAAUAUACAUCUCGUUUAGCUGGACUGAUGCAACAUGGUUAUCCUUCUUCAUAUAUCUUGAGUGGUCCUAGUUUAAUUCGUGAAUAUAAUCCUGAAUUAAUCAAAGAGAAUCUUGAUUGGAUUAGACCUGAUAAUUUUCGUAUUAUGUUAGCUAGCCAAACUCCUCCAAAGGGUAUUGAGUAUACUCAACGUGAAAAAUGGUAUGGUACUGAAUAUACUGUCGCUGAUUUUAAUGAAUCAUUAAUUGAGGCUUUAAAGAAUCUUGGUACAAAUGAUGCUUUAGCUUUACCUACACCAAAUGCUUUUAUUCCUUCUAACUUUGAAACAUUCAAAAAGGAAGUCCCAAGUCCGGCUACUAGACCUGAUUUAAUUGAAAAUUCACCUUUACUUCGACUAUGGCAUAAGAAGGAUGAUACCUUCUGGGUUCCUCGAGCCAAUGUUUGGAUCUUAUUUAGGUCACCUUUAGCUUACGCUACACCUACUAACUGUGUUAAAACACGUCUUUAUACCGAUUUAUUGAAGGAUUCCUUAAAUGAAUAUGCCUAUGAUGCAGAAGUAGCAGGCCUCUCUUACAACAUUGAGAACCAAUUGGAAGGUAUGUUGUUGGCCAUGAGCGGAUACAACGAUAAACUUCCUGUUUUACUCGAAAAAGUGAUUCAAAGGAUGCGUCAUCUUACAGUGGAUCCUGAAAGAUUUAAAUUACUUAAAGACCAACUUCGACGUUCCUACAAAAAUUUUGCACUAGAACCACCUUACCAACACGCUCUCUAUUACCUCUCUUAUCUCACACAAGAUAAGAUGUGGACGAACGCUGAGAAAUUGGCUGAACUAGAUCAUAUUACAGCUGAUGACAUUCAACAAUUUUACCCUACACUUUUGUCACAAUUACAGAUUGAAUCACUUGUUCAUGGUAAUUUUUUCAAAGAAGACGCUUCAAAGAUGCUUAACGGAGUGAUCGACACUCUUCAGCCAAAGUCUUUAUUACCUGGUCAAUUAAUCAAUCAUCAUAGCCUUAUAUUACCUAAAGGAUCUAAAUGGGUCUACAAACGUGAUGUAGAAGAUCCUAACAAUGUUAAUUCAGGUAUUGAGUACCUUAUUCAAGUCGGCAACGUGACUCAGAUCGAGCUUCGAGCCAAAUUAAGCCUAUUAGCUCAAAUCGCACAGGAGCCCUGUUUCGAUCAACUUCGUACAAAAGAACAGUUGGGCUAUCUUGUCUUUAGUGGUGUUCGUAAACAAACAGGAUCUAUGGGCCUAAGAUUUAUCCUCCAAAGUGAACGUGAUACGAUCUACCUUGAGAACCGAAUUGAAGAGUUCUUAUUGAAACUUAGAACAUUGAUUGAAAAUAUGACAUCUGAAGAAUACGAGGCUCAGAUACAAUCAUUGAUUGCCAAGAAACUUGAAAAGAAUAAGAAUUUAGGACAAGAAGGUGGUAAAUACUGGACACAUAUUCAUUCAGGCUAUUAUGAAUUUGAUCAAAUAGAGAAGGAUAUUAAAGAGUUAAGAUCAAUUAAAAAGGAGGCAUUGUUGGAAUUUAUGACAGAUUAUGUUGACCCACAAUCGCCUUCAGUUCGUAAAUUGUCAGUUCAUAUUCAAUCUCAAAAGGCACCCCCAUCCAAGCCCAAGUUUAAGGUCAAUAUUGAAUCAUUACAUACUUGUUUAGUGUCACAGGGUGUUACUCGACUUAGUAUUGAUGAUAUUCGAGCUGCUGUUGAGCAAGGUGAUGCAGGUGAAGCAAGCAUUGAGGCCAACUUGCGUACUUUACUUGCUGAUGAAAGUAAAGCGGAUGAAGUUGAGAUUGAGUCACUCAUAGCUAAAUUGGUUGUGGCUAUGCGUGAAACAGAUAUGGCAGAUGGUUCCUUUGUAGCCGUUGAUAAUCAAAGAGUGGCACGUAGAUUAUCAAUGGUCAAUGGUGAAGUUCCAAAGGUUUCCCCCUCCACAAGUACAGUCACAAGAGAUCAUAGUCAGCUUCCUCCAAAUAACACUAUCAUUACUAACGUGAUUGAAUUCAAGAGCAACAUGGAAUUAAGUCCUGCUGCUGUUCCUUUAAUUCAUUUUUAAAAUAUAAUCAGAGUUUUUUAAAGGAAAAAAAAAACAACGAUUUUAAUUAUA